ACUCGAGUUGAUCUCUAUCAAUUAACCGUCUUCUCCUCCAGUUGGUAGUCCAAGUCUCCAGUCGCUCCUCGAAAGGAAUUCCCAACAAAACCUCCAAAAAAUGAACAAGAGUCUGUCACUUUUCGUUCUGAUGAUCGGCGUGGCUGUUUUCAUCGCUCAAAUGCCAUUCCAUUCGGAAGCAGCACCCGUGGACGAGCCCCAGUUCCUGUCCAUCGACUUGACGGAUAUUAUGGAAGAUGGUCUUACCACACUUUCACCUUCAGGAGAUGAGUCAGCAACAAUGGCGACGGACGUUGAGGAUGACCGCUGUCAAAACUGCCCUACUAAGACCACACCCCAUCACACUAAACCUACUACCAAACCCACCCGUCCAACCAAGAAAACUAAGCCAACCACUAAACCCACUCACACCACCAAGAAAACCAAGCCAACCACUAAACCCACUCACACCACCAAGAAAACCAAGCCAACCACUAAACCCACUUACCCUACCAAGAAAACUAAGCCCACGACUCGUAAGCCGUGCCCCACCGUCUGUUAUCCACAUCCAGUAUGCCCUCCCUGCCAGCAUCCAGUUGAAGAUGAAGUUGAAUCAACUGCUGAUGAUGACGCAGCUGUUGAAGAAAUUGCCCAAGUCGUGGAUUUCGAAUGAGGCAAUCGCACUUGUUGAAGCUUUCCCCGGUUGAAAUGUUUGAACUUUAAUGCGUUAUCUGGACGCUAUGAAUUGGAAGCUAAUUUCAAUUUCAUUUCGCUUUUUGCUGGCCCAAAAAACUAACCAAUGGCUCUAUUGAUUUAUGAUUUUUGACUUGGCGAGAAGUGAAUAACAAUAAACCUAAUCAAUUUCUU
Messenger RNA from Daphnia pulicaria, 846 nucleotides. Its product is annotated as salivary glue protein Sgs-3-like. The record is from RefSeq and is a predicted model, not a curated record. NCBI's taxonomy places the organism in Eukaryota, Metazoa, Arthropoda, Branchiopoda, Diplostraca, Daphniidae. Bases 101 to 652 code for a protein of 183 amino acids. The transcript is spliced from 4 exons.